Molecule: messenger RNA, 225 nt
Organism: Didymodactylos carnosus
Lineage: Eukaryota; Metazoa; Rotifera; Eurotatoria; Philodinida; Philodinidae
Source: the annotation of a GenBank genome assembly
AUGGAUAGUCUUCGAGCUGGUAUUGCUAAAGUACAAGAAAUUAGUGAUAAGAACAAAGUGGAUGCUAAUGAAAAGAAAGCUAAUAAUCCCAAUUUACCGCAGGACGUUAGAACAGAAGCGGCAUUAGAUGCAGAAAAAUAUAAAAUUCAUGAAGAAAGACAUGCAAAGAAAGCAGACUAUUACGAAGCAAAAGGAAAACAAGAACACACAACAGAUAGAGUUUAA